Molecule: messenger RNA, 1692 nt
Organism: Carlito syrichta (Philippine tarsier)
Lineage: Eukaryota; Metazoa; Chordata; Mammalia; Primates; Tarsiidae
Gene: TMEM150A
Product: transmembrane protein 150A
Exons: 7
Coding region: 349-1164 (271 amino acids)
Biological process (GO): protein localization to plasma membrane
Source: RefSeq, a predicted model, not a curated record
AGAGGGACUCCCUGCCCAGAUGCCACGGCCUCGGUCUCUGCACGCCGGUGGCAUUCGCGUUGACCGCGGAGGCACCCAGCGGAUGCCAGAGGGUGUCCGCGCACCGGCGUGGGCUCAGCCCGAAGUUUGGACGCUCGGAGACCCAGCUGGAGCUCUAGGCGGUGUUGCCCACCCUCCUCUCCCCCUCCUUCGGCCAGUCACCCGACUGUGGACUUUGGUCUCUCCCCACCAGGCCAGGGCGGCUGAUGGUUGUGGCGGAAACAUCUCAAGGUAGCCGGUCCGCCCCCUCCUCCCCAUCCAUCUCCUGUCCUCCCCCCCACACCACCACCACCCUGGCUCCUCUCCCUCAUGACCGCCUGGGUCCUCCUGCCUGUCAGCCUGUCAGCAUUCUCCAUCACUGGCAUAUGGACUGUGUAUGCCAUGGCUGUGAUGAACCACCAUGUGUGCCCUGUGGAGAACUGGUUCUACAACGAGUCCUGCUCUCCUGACCCUGCUGAGCAAGGGGGCCCCAAGACUUGCUGCACCCUGGACGACGUCCCCCUCAUCAGCAAGUGUGGUUCCUAUCCCCCCGAGAGCUGCCUCUUCAGCCUCAUUGGCAACGUGGGUGCUUUCAUGGUGGCCCUGAUCUGCCUCCUGCGCUAUGGGCAGCUCCUGGAGCAGAGUCGGCACUCCUGGGUCAGCACCACAGCGCUCAUCACAGGCUGCACCAACGCUGCGGGCCUCGUGGUGGUCGGCAACUUCCAGGUGGAUCACGCCAAGUCUCUGCACUACGUGGGCGCUGGCGUGGCCUUCCCGGCAGGGCUGCUCUUCGUCUGCCUGCACUGUGCCCUCUCCUACCAUGGGGCCACUACGCCCCUGGACCUGGCCGUGGCCUACCUGCGAAGCGUGCUGGCUGUCAUCGCCUUCGUCGCCUUGGUCCUCAGCGGAGUCUUCUUUGUCCAUGAGAGUUCACAGCUGCAACACGGAGCAGCUCUGUGCGAGUGGGUGUUUGUUAUUGACAUCCUCAUCUUCUAUGGCACCUUCAGCUAUGAGUUUGGGGCCAUCUCCGCAGACACGCUGGUGGCGGCACUGCAGCCUCCCCCCAGCCGGGCCUGCAAGUCCUCUGGGAGCAGCAGCACCUCCACGCACCUCAACUGUGCCCCCGAGAGUGUCGCCAUGAUCUGAGGGCUGGGAGGGUGGCUGGCCCAGCCUCCACAGCACCCACCCCGGUUCUCCUUUGCGUUUUGUUUUGUACCAAAAACGAUUCUGAGAGAGUAUUCUGUCGGGGUCUGGGCUUCCUCACUCCCAGAGACGUGGCCGUCCCGUGACCACCUGUGCCAUAGAGGAGCGGGCCCUGCCAGCUGCCACGGCUGCACAGCCUGCUCCCCACCCCACGCUGUUUUGUGUUCAGAGGCCACCUGUCCCUACUCGCCCAGCCAGCCCUUCAGGUGCCUUCUACUCCCAGUGCCAGAGCUAGACCACUGGGGUUUCCUGCUACAGGAAUUGGGGGGCUGGGAACAGCAGAGGGGACAGACGUUGUGGGGGAAGGGGAGUGAGCAUGCCUUAGUCUACAGGAAGGCCCACUUCGGCCCACUGAGCUGCACUGGGAUUCUUCACUCUGCCCUCACUUCCUUUAGGGCAAAUAACACAGCAAAACCACGUGGGUAUUUUAGUAAUUUUUUUUUAUAUCUAUUAAAAGAAUUCUAAUUUGCA